Acanthaster planci (crown-of-thorns starfish) is the source of this 6912-nucleotide messenger RNA. Its product is annotated as syntaxin-binding protein 5-like. The record is from RefSeq and is a predicted model, not a curated record. Gene Ontology annotation, cellular component: SNARE complex; plasma membrane; cytoplasm. NCBI's taxonomy places the organism in Eukaryota, Metazoa, Echinodermata, Asteroidea, Valvatida, Acanthasteridae. Gene Ontology annotation, biological process: exocytosis; Golgi to plasma membrane transport. Gene Ontology annotation, molecular function: syntaxin binding; GTPase activator activity; myosin II binding.
GUAUGCACGGCGCAUUAUAAAUCCCACACAACGAGAUGACAGCAGCGGCCGAAGCGAGGGGCCUGGCUUGCGAAAAAUAACAAUGUCGAUCAUGGAAAAUACCGAGAUUUCCUGAGGAUUUUGUAUCUCCCCGAACCCCCAGGGCCACAGGGUUGAGGUGUGCAGCAUGAAGCGUUUCCCUUUUAAAAAGGUGCUGGAUGGGCUCACCUCGGGCUCGUCGAAUUCGUCGCCGAAAGGAGAGACCGAAAUCGCAGAGACUCUGAGCUGUGAACAUUUCACCGUAUGCAAGGUCGUUCGCCAUGGAUUUCCAUACGAACCUACGUCGAUGGCCUACGACCCGGUGCAGAACAUCUUGGCCGUCGGCACGAAAAACGGCUCCCUACGAAUAUUUGGCCGGCCUGGUGUGGACUGCCACGUACGUCACGACAGCGACACGGCAGUACUGCAACUCAUGUUCCUUGUCAACGAGGGUGCUCUAGUCAGUGUGUGUGCCGAUGACAGUCUGCAUCUAUGGAACUUACGACAGAAACGACCAGCAAUACUACACUCACUUAAAUUCAACAGAGAAAGAAUAACACACUGUACCCUCCCAUUCCAAAGCAAAUGGCUGUACAUAGGCACAGAGAGAGGGAACGUCCACGUCGUCAAUAUUGAGUCCUUUGUUCUCUCCGGUUAUGUCAUCAACUGGAACAAAGCCAUCGAGCUGUCACGAAAGACCCAUCCUGGGCCAGUUGUUCACCUCAGCGACAACCCAACAGAUGCAAACAAGCUUCUGAUCGGUUUUGAGACGGGCGUGGUGGCCAUGUGGGACCUGCGGACCAGGGCGGCCGAGCAGCGCUUCAACUGCAGCCAGCCAGUGCGCUGCAUCUCCUGGCACCACGAAGGCAAGCAGUUCAUUGUCAGCCACACCGACGGCACCCUGACCACGUGGAGUGUCAAGAAUGCCACCAAGCCGGCAAAUAUCAUCUCGCCGCAUGCUAAAGUGCCUGCCAAGGGGUUGAAGCCUGAGCCAUGCACACCAGUACUCAAAGUAGAGUGGAGGUCAGUGAAGAACGGGGACCCCUUCAUUCUCUUUUCGGGGGGUUUGCCGUACGAGAAGGCCAGCAGUACUCCCAGUAUCACCAUCAUGCAAGGCAAGACCACCACCGUUCUCGAAAUGGAGCACACCGUCGUGGACUUCCUGUGUCUGUGUGACAACCCCUGGCCAAGCAAUCCCCAGGAACCAUAUGCUGUAGUGGUCCUUUUGGAGAGUGACCUCGUGGUCGUUGACCUCACAUCACAAGGGUAUCCGUGCUUUGAAAACCCCUAUCCCAUGGACCUUCACGAGUCCCCAGUCACCUGUGUGCAAUACUAUUCCGACUGUCCCUCGGAUCUCAUACCGCACCUGUAUUCCGCCGGCUCAAAUAGCCUGAACAGGAAGAAGCAGUUGUACAGUAAAAAGAACUGGCCAGUCAAAGGAGGAGGCUGGGGAAGUGUACUCUUACGGUGUGAAUCCACACUUCUGUACACGUGUAUUGUUUUGAUUGUGUGCAGGCAUGCAGAUGGUACCGUCAAAUUCUGGGAUUCCUCUCAAGUCAUGCUCCAAGUUCUCUACAAGCUCAAGACGGCUAAGGUCUUCGAGAAGCAGAAACAGGCAAGGAGCCUGGACGGCGAUGAGGAGCCCUUUGCUAUCCAGAUGGUCAAGCUGUGCCAGGAGAGCCGGCUGCUAGCUGUGGCCGGGGCCAGCGGCCAUGUCAUACUGUACCGGUUCAGCAGGCUGGAGGUCACCACUGAGUUGACGGUCCUGGAAAUUGCCAUCGUCUACGAGCCCGAAGAACCAGACACCCCCGAGGCUGAGACCCCACCCCCUCCCCCGCCCACCCCACUCAAGCGCAACACCAGCACUAUCAGCGCAAGUUCCAUCGCCAGCGCAGUCAGCAGCCAGCAGGCGGCUCCAACCAGCCAGGCUGCGGGGGCAUCGGGUGGAGCCACGGCAGCGGCGGGGGGCGGUGGGUCAGGGGGCACCGGUGCCCAGGCCACCAGCACCAGUUCCGGGGAGGGAAUCCGGGACAACGUGCCGAACUUGAAGGUCAAAGGAGGACCUCACAAGCGAGCCGCUGGUUUCCAGCCAGAUCUUUGCUGUCAGCUGGUCUGGGUGGAUGGAGAGGCACCAUCUACUAUUACUACAGUGGAGAUCAACUCUUGCUAUGGCCUCCUCGCGUUUGGCACCACGACGGGCCUGGUCAUCGUCGACUUCCUCCAGAAGACCUGCCUCCUGAACAUGGGCACCCCGGACCUGUACGGCUCGGCUGACCCUUACACGCGCACCCCCCGCUCCCCCAAGAAGACCAAGCCCCAGGGGCUGGGCGACAUUGUGGAGCAGUACAUGGCAGACCCCGAGAGGUGCAAGUCGCCCACGGGUAGCAGCACGGAACAGCAGAACGGUGUCUGCGUUAGCCCCACCAGCUCCAACAGCACCCGCAAGCAAGGCCGCAACAACCACGACCCAGCCCAGCUCAAGCGCAGUAAGUCGCAGGGCUCUCGCAAGCUCAUCUCCUGCAAGGCGCAGUCGGUCUGCUCGGACUCUGGCAACUGCGGGCCGGGGGAAGCUGCCCCAAACGGUUCUCCGCCCACCCCUCCACCCAGUCCGAAGGAGGGGCCCAAGGAGUCCAACCCUGCCCAUUCCCACUUCAGCCAGCUCAUCAAAUUUGUUGUUGCUGGUCUUAGCAUGAACCCAUCAGUUCUUCACGUGCCGUAUCGCAGUGAGGGCUCGUUCACCAGAUCGAGGAGCUCCAGCAUGUCCAGCCUUGAGAAGGAGGCUAGAGAGGGCGUCCAGUGUUUGACCUUUGCGGAAUCCUACACCAGGAAAACAGAGUCUGUGACCUCACCCUGCAUCUGGGUGGGGACCACCCUGGGCUCGGUGCUUGUCAUCGUCAUCAACCUGCCACCCUGGGGGGAGCAGAGGUACACCCAGCCCGUCAUUGUCACCCCGAGCGGCACUAUCUUGCGCCUGAAGGGCAGCACCUUGCUGAUGGCUUUCCUAGAUUGCAACGGUAGCCUGAUCACCCCACCCUACGAGCCCUGGAAGGACGUGAGCCGAGAGACCAAGGACAGUCGAGACAAGAGGCCGCCAUCGUUACAGCGCAUGCGGAUGUCGCCCUCGUCCUCCACUGAAAUUGCAGACCGGCAAUUUGUCGUCAUCUGCUCCGAGAAGGAAGCUAAGGUCAUAUCACUUCCGUCACAGACUUGUGCAUAUCGAGUCAAAGUGGCCGAGUCCUCCUAUGUUGUCCGGGCAGACGUCAUCAGUUUGCAGAAUAGCGUUUGUCUGGCCUGCUACGUUGCCAAUGGCCACAUCAUGGCCUUCAGCUUGCCCAGUUUCCGGGUCCUGCUCGACCACGACUACCUUCCACUGACUGAUCUCAGGAUUGGCCGGACAUUCCAGUUUAGCUCCCACGGCAAGGGGAUUUACCAAGCCAGUCCGACAGAACUCCAACGGAUAACGAUAUGCAGCGAGGCAAGUGAGAACCUCCACGAUAUGCUGGGCGACCUUUUCCUUCCCGUCAACACUCCCGAAGCACCCAGUAAAGGCUUCUUCAAGGGGCUGUUUGGGGGUGGCAGCAGCACUUUGGACAGGGAAGACUUGUUCGGUGAGUCAAGCGGUAAGCCGUCUCGUAGCAUAGCCAGGCACAUACCAGGUACCGGUGGCAUUGAAGGAGUCAAGGCUAACUCAAGCUCAGCCGCUGGGGAGCUGUACAAAGCACGCAUUGCACUGCAUGAGAGAGGCGAGAAACUGAGCGAGCUGGAGGAACGCACGGCCCAGAUGAUGGCCAGCGCCGAGAACUUCUCCCAGGCCUCCCACCAACUUAUGCAGAAAUACAAGGACAAGAAGUGGUACCAAUUUUGAUGUACUAGGGGAACCGGCCUUGGUGCUCGGGGGACCAGUCGGAGCCAACCUUGUUGAUGAAGCCGAUGUAAGGGAGGAAAAAAAACAGAGAGAAAAUACAUUUAAAAAAACAAAGCAAAGAAAUCGGAUGAUUUUUUGUGCCAGGGCAACAGUUCCACCCGAGAAGGGGGCUACGAUGCUGAUUUUUUCUGCUUCGGAAUUCCAUCUGAAUGACUGGCGGUUGGACGAUGGAGAGCAGAAGAUCUUGCUGGAUAAAAUAAGAGAGUACGAAAAUUACUAAAAGCAAUUUGUGUGAAAUUUCAGUGGAAGAUAGAACGGAUGAGGAAAUAAUUCCUGAAUGUGAUCUGGGUCAGGCAUAUUGCCAAGAAUCAGGAUGGGGUAGAAAGCAGUCUGGGGCCGUGCUGAAGGUUGUAAACUUUUGGCACAGCAUUCAGAAGUUUUGAAGCUUGCAUGCAGCUCUUAGGUUACUUUAAACGGUAUUCCAGAUCGCCGGCGAAGCGUAUGAUUCCUGAAACAACGUUUUCAAGAAAUUCAAAUGGAAUGUAAAGAUUCACAGUUUAUUUGGAUUGGUUUCGUUGGCCGCACUGCUGCACAAAUUCCGUGUUCGAUUUGAUUUUCUGCCAUGUUUUAAGCUCAAUUUUCUUUAAAAGUUUGCACCGGGUAAAGAAACCUCCAGGGCAAAAACAAAUGAAACUGUAAGAAUUUUGAGGAUAGGUGUCACACAACAAAUGAAUCCUAUCACUCGUAGAGUUUUUUGUUUUUUUUUUGGUGCCGUACUGCCUGGAACUGGUGUUUGGUGGCGGGAGAUUGUGUGAAAACUAAACGACCGACAAAAAGGGGAGCAGGAAAUGGCAUUAAGGGCCUGAGCCUCGGAAGCGGUUCGGACAGACGACGGAAGUGGCGUUACGAUGGGACGAUAAUGCUGAGUGGCAAGAGCAAAGCGCAUUUAACAAUUAAUCAUUGACAUUGCUAAACUCGGUUGACAUUCCAGUGUUUGGGUCAGACACGACUCCCUCAGCACGUUGUACCAUUCUUUUCAUUGUGCAUGCAUUCCGUAGCUCAGCUGGUGUCGGUUUUUAAACUAAACAAGAAAAAUUCCACUCGUUUGAAUCGUUAGUGUCCGAGUUCGAGAUCUUAAAACAUUCCAUGACUAACUUUUUUCCUGCUUGUUCCGGACUGUCUGAUUGUCAAUUCUAGUGAAAAAUAUGAUAAUGUGAGUUAUGUUCGUGCGGAUGUGUUGGAAGGUCAGUUCUCUGUUCCUACAACGUAGCUGUGUCCAGGUCUGAAUAAAAGCUUAACAACUGAUUUGAUAUAUUUUAUUUUGUUGUGUAUAUAUAAAUAUAUAUAUAAAUGUACUGGAGGCAUUUUUCUGUAGUUAUAGUGUAGAAAAGUACAAAUGUGGACUCCAAUUGUUCUUAGGGUAAACGUGCAAUAGGCCUUGGAUUUGUUAUCGCUGAUUAUCGCUGAUCGAUUAUCCUCUUCACGACUUUUAAAAACAAAAGACACAGCUUCUUCGUUUAAAAGAAAAAAAAAUUGGAAAGAGGUGACGACCGGAUGGUCUCUGCUUCAAAAAAAAAAAAAAAACCACUCAAAAAUGAAAGUAAUAUAUCCAGUGAGUUUAAGUAAUUUUUUUGUUGGUAACAUCGCCGUUCCAAAGCAGAAAUUGUAAAUGAGUGAUUGCAUUUCUAAUUAUUGUCGACUGUGAACGUAUUAGACAAUGAAGAUAGUGGUACCACUUGGUACGCUAGCUAGACAGUUUUUUCGUACUUUUGACAGAGGCAGCUUACCGACAGAUAGUUAAAAAAAAGAAAGCUUGCCUCGUGUAAAUAGACUAUGGGAAAAAUAUAAAACAAUAAACAUUAAGAAAUGAAAUGAUUAUGAGUAUAUAUGACUGUAUAGAAACGUUAACUGGAAAAGAAAACAUGUUUUAGACUAGAGGACUCAGCUGCGAAUUAAAUUUUAAAAAUUAAGUACAGCUACAUAUAUAUGAAUAUAAAUAUAUAAAUAUCUUAUUUGCUUCUCACUUGACGGAGGCAUGUAUUCGGGUCUGGUACACAUAUGUUGCUGUCCUGUCUACCUAUUAUACCAUGAGACAGUGUUAUAUUCUAACGGCAUAUAUCACCACACAUUGCCAUAUCAAGCGUAUGUUACCCGCCUGCCUAAAAUGACAUUUCUAGUAACGAUAUGGCGACAGACUACCUACAAAUAAGCGCUUCAAGAUCUGUGAAUCUUGCUGCCUGGUAAGUGCAGAUCUGGAGAUUUUUUUUUUUGGUUACAUUAUCUGGCAAUGUACAGUAUGGAGACUCCAUUGUUUUUUUUCACAUAGAUGUAAAUAGGAAUUUUGUGUAGCCGAGUUCUGUAACGUGACGGUGUCAGAUUUGUCCUUGAUUUUCCUCUUUUUAUUUGUAUGGGUGUGCUUGUGUAGGUGAUCAGGUCUCACCAAGAGCUCUCCUCAAAAAUGCAUUGUUCAUGAAUAGUUUAAGUAACUGCCGAGUGUUAACCAAAAAUGUACCAAAUCUCAACUGCAAUGAUACACCAAUAUAUUGUUUCAGCUGUAAUAUAUACCUUUUGAUUUAAUGCUAAACAUUAUUCGUUCACUGCAGGGUUAUGUUGCCGCUAUUUGAAAUUGUGAAAGGCCAGCAAAGCCCACACAUUGCACGAGUAGUGGCAGCCAUUGAUGAAUUGUUUUUCCAUUUAAAGUUUAGUGUUUUGAUUGGUUUUUGAUAGUUCCAGCCUGUAGACCAACUAUAACUUCAUUAACGUACAGGUUCCUGUCUAAAACCUCCAUUUUGGAAACUCAGUCAUGGUUGCAGGUGUGUAUUCUAAUAACUUCACUGUUGAGAUAGCAUGAACAUUUUUAUUACAAACUUUACCCAUGAAAAAAUAGUUCUUUUUCUUUUUUUGGGAGGGGGCUGUGAAAUGAUACUUAAGACUGUAUUCCAUAGUGGAACUUGCAGCAAGUUUCUUGUAUCUUCGCCAUAUGUGUCAAAAAAGUGAAAUUUUGUCUUAGUAAAAGUAGGACAAUCUUA